Messenger RNA from Alternaria viburni, 2706 nucleotides. RefSeq lists its product as uncharacterized. NCBI's taxonomy places the organism in Eukaryota, Fungi, Ascomycota, Dothideomycetes, Pleosporales, Pleosporaceae. Gene Ontology annotation, molecular function: serine-type endopeptidase activity. Gene Ontology annotation, biological process: proteolysis. Bases 1 to 2706 code for a protein of 901 amino acids. The transcript is spliced from 4 exons. The record is from RefSeq and is a predicted model, not a curated record.
AUGAAGCCGCCAUCGAUUUUAGGUGGCAAGAUUGGCACCACACUAUACCUCAUUGCGGCGAAACUGGAGUUGGUGCAAGCAUUCCAGCUCCCCGUUAAAGCCCAGGAUCUUUCCUGUCGCGCUCUGCAGGAUUGCCUGCGAAUAUGCAAGUGGCCGAUAAACAAUGAACGGUCUGGUAAUCGCCUGUCGUACUUUAGUUCUGCCGCUAUCUACAAAGAACUCCAGGUUCUGUCAGCGCAGUCCAAGUUGCGCAUCGGUAUCAAAAAAUUCCUGAGCGCUGAACUUACCCAAACAAAAUUCUAUGCUGAUCGCUUCGAAGAACUUCUCGUUCUGAUAGAUCCGGAAAAUCGAAAGCUCGGUCGUGCAGAUGAAGCCAGCCCGUACAGGAAGCAUUCCAAACCACAAAAUGGAUAUGUAUACCCGGACAACAUACGCGAAAAUUUGAUCGCGGUACUGAAGUCGCAUGCCAUGUGUCUGCGCUCAGUACAUAAGCCAAUGAGCACGAGUCCUCGCCAUCCUACCAGAUUGUGUCUCAGUACUGAGGGACGAAAUGUAAACCAGGUAGUUACGUUUGACCUUGUUAUGGCGUCUAUGGACUUCGAAUUCUGGCGGGACUUCUCGCUGAGUGUUUCAUUAAAAAAUGACGAGAGAUCCGAAACACCAUCUGACAGCACGCCUACAGCCGGACAAGAAGAGGACCCUGACUGCCAAGUUGAUAUUGUGAAACCAGGCGAUGUGUGCCAACUUCUUGAGCGUGUGCGCAACUCACGCACAAGCCCCAAGGUCUUCUUCAAAUUGGACCAAAACUUCUGCCUUCACCGGGAAAAGCGGGCAGAAAUGAUGCCCUAUCGUAAGCCGCACGGCGAAGGGAAAUCCCUCGCAGACCUAUUGAACUCGGAUCAGUACAGCCUUACUCCCAAAGUAAAGAUCAUGCUCUCCUUUGCCGUCGCGCGAAGCUUCUGGGAAUUCUACGGGAGCGAGUUAACAACAACACAGUGGUGUAGUGACAACAUCUGGUUCAUGCCACGGGAGAAGGCAAAUCGGAAGCACACCGAUGCACUAGAGCUCAAAGCCUUUGUAGGGUUUCCUUCGGGGGAGAACUUUCCAGGGCCAAACGAGUUCCUCGAUGUGGAUGAAGUGACGCAUACUUAUCCGCGGAUUCUAUGCCUGGGGAUCAUCCUGCUUGAGAUUGGACUUGGCAAGAACUUAGGACUGUUGCCAUUCACCGCUAGUAACAACCUCGAGGAUGUGCGCAACAGUGUGAACGAUGCGCAUAGCGAUGCGGGCUGCCAACGUGAAGAGCUCAAAAACGAAAUCUGGGACACAUGCAGAAACAAAUUCGCUUUCGACGAUGCAAUUUCAAACUGUAUGAACCCCAACAAGUUCAUCGAAAGCUCCAAAACCCGGGAAAAGCGAAGCCGACUGAGCCCAGAUCGUUACAAAAACCUCUCGCCGCAUCUGAAAGCCAUUGAGGAUGGAAAGCGGGAAAAGUACCAUGCGUUAGCCUUGAAGGAUCGCCGAGAAGCUAUCUACAAGCAUGUUGUGUCGCCUCUUUAUUGGCUGGCCACGGUCGGUUACGAUAACGGGAACAAUGACGUGUUCAUAGAGCCCAGUAAGCAGCAGCAUGGCAAGGAUCACCGCCCAACCUUCGCUCCAGAAGAAGCGGACCGAGCCGAGCUCAAGAGGCUCUCAAAACAACUGCAAAAUCCAACCUUCAACAGUGGUGCGCACGUCAAAGAAGAUGCUGAAAGGUGGUUCGAAGACAUCCGGGCCAUCUCGAGCCUGGUGUUUCGUCGUAGGAGAAUGGGAACCAAAUUACCCCCACUACGUAUCGCCAUCCUCGAUACAGGCUGCGACACGAGUUUGAAUUGUUUUAGGGCAGCACAGUGCUUCAAAGGAUGGCGCGACUUUGCUGUAGAGCCGCCGUCCCAAACUGAGGUGGAUGAAUUUGGACAUGGGACUCUCAUGGCGCGCCUUGUGAUGCAAAUUGUACCAGGCUGCGAGCUCUACAUUGCACGCAUUGCUAAGACGACGCAUCAAUUGGAAGGCAAUGAAAAGCUUAUUGCUGAAGCUAUAAACCACGCUGGCAAUGAUUGGGAAGUCGACGUCAUUUCCAUGUCUUUCGGCUUUCCGAAGUUCAGCCAACUCAUCAGUGAUGCUAUCGCUAACGUGAGAAAGAUCCGGAAAGGCGCCAUUGUCUUCCUCGCCAGCGCAGGAAACGACGUGAACCGUGCUGAAGCCUAUCCGGCUUGCGAUCCCUCAGUCAUAUCUAUAUACGCUACAGAAAGCAACGGUGCCUUUCUCAACACCAACCCUCUUUCUUCAAGAGAGUCGCUUCGCGUUCUGGGUACAUACGGUGAUAAUGUACCAGAAGCUGUCCUGGCAGAGCUGCGUGUGCGAUUUCCGAAAGGGGAUUUCAAUGCUGGUACUUCGAUUGCGACAGCAGUGGCAGCGGGUAUUGCAGGUCUUGUGCUAGCUUAUGCCGCGAUACUGCCACAUGUUUUGCGUGGCAUUGGUGUCGAGAGCUUGUACAGCGAACUGAAAACCACCGAUGGUAUGAGGCAUAUGCUGUUUGCCAUGGCGAAAUCGUGGAACGAUCGACAGUACUUUGUCAACGCAAUUUCAUUUUGGUCUUACAAUUUGGAAAACUCAGAUAUGUUUCGCGCAAUAUGUAGGGCAUUGCCGCAGAACGAGGUGAUGAGGUAA